Messenger RNA from Dunckerocampus dactyliophorus (ringed pipefish), 556 nucleotides. It is a transcript of the gene mrps6, whose product is annotated as mitochondrial ribosomal protein S6. The coding region runs from base 107 to 439 and encodes 110 amino acids. Gene Ontology annotation, cellular component: ribosome; mitochondrial small ribosomal subunit. Gene Ontology annotation, biological process: translation. The transcript has 2 exons. Gene Ontology annotation, molecular function: structural constituent of ribosome; small ribosomal subunit rRNA binding. NCBI's taxonomy places the organism in Eukaryota, Metazoa, Chordata, Actinopteri, Syngnathiformes, Syngnathidae. The record is from RefSeq and is a predicted model, not a curated record.
UUCCUUUCACAACAUGGUCGACAUUGAACGCCUACUGGAAAUGACAGCCACCAAUUGAGUAUUUUUUAAAAUUUAUUUUAAAACAUCGCUUAUCUUCGCCGAAAUAAUGCCUCGCUACGAACUGGCCCUAAUCCUUAAGGCGAUGCAGCGACCGGAGACUGCAGCUACUCUCCGGAGGACUGUGGAGACUCUGAUGGAGCGGGGUGCUGUGGUGAGAGACAUGGAGAAUCUUGGAGAGAGACUUCUGCCUUAUGUCAUGACCAAACACAACCAGAGACACCGCAGAGGAUCAUACUUUUUGAUUGACUUCUACGCCGCUCCCAGCAUUCUCACAGGCCUACUCGAUCACUUGCAUCGUGACGUGGACGUGGUGAGGCCCACGGUGCUGAAGAAGGACACGCAGACUUGCAAACAAACGUGCUGUGGACCUCAACAGUAACUGAGCGGCUUUGUGACCCAUCUCCAUAAGCUGUGCCGUGUGCUGUCUCUUUUCCAUGGGCUUUGGACUGCAUUUUGCUGUUAUAUUAUAAUAAACAUUAUUUCAAGUAUGCUUGAA